Psilocybe cubensis is the source of this 1455-nucleotide messenger RNA. RefSeq lists its product as uncharacterized. The transcript is spliced from 5 exons. Lineage: Eukaryota; Fungi; Basidiomycota; Agaricomycetes; Agaricales; Agrocybaceae. Gene Ontology annotation, molecular function: glutamine synthetase activity. Bases 1 to 1455 code for a protein of 484 amino acids. The record is from RefSeq and is a predicted model, not a curated record.
AUGAAUAUCAGCUCUAAUAUCGGCGUCGACUACAAGGCAUCCAGCCUUGAUCUCGGGGUCAUUCACCCAAGCUCCUUGCAAGGCUCUGACAUCAAAUUCAUUCGCUUGCAAUGGCUUGACUAUACAAAUAUGGUCAAAUUCCGUAUCAUGCCGGUGUCCUACUUCCAAAAGCUCCUGGCAUCUCAGCGGCCGGGCGUCAACCUCGCCAAACCCUCGCUAGGACUCGUUGGGCUCGGAUUGGCAGAGGGAUUCCCUAUCAUGGGCGAAUACUAUCUUACUCCUGACGUUCGCACUUUGAGGAGGUGUCCGUAUGAACCCGGCCAUGCGAGCUUGAUGAGUUGGUUCGAAGAAAAGGCUCCUGUUGAGCUUCCGGAUGGUUCUUCGAGUGUUGCAGUUCCUCUCUGUCCUAGGACCACACUAAAACGAAUUGUUGAUUGCGCAGAAAACGAAUCGCAUGUUAAAUUUCUUGUUGGCUUUGAAAGCGAGUUUGUGUUGUUAAAGAGUACUGAUCCCAUCGAGGCUGUAAAUAUCCAUGAGUUUUCAAGCUCAGAUUCUAUGCGUCCCGGAGCCAUUGAAACAACUGUCAUGAAUGAAAUAGCCAAAUCUGUCCAAGAAUCGGGUAUUGAACUCCAACUGUAUCACGCUGAAGCUGGUGCUGGACAGUAUGAGGUCGUGACGGGCCCACUCCCACCUCUCGAAUCAGCCGACGCACUAGUCCACACCCGGGAAAUCAUCUACAACACAGCUGCCCGCUACGGGCUCCGUGCAACCUUCACCCCCCGUCUACCCACAAGCGCAAUCGGCAGCGCCGCCCAUAUGCACUUAUCCAUCCACUCAACCGUUCGUACCCCUUCUCCCAAGCACCCGCUUCACACCCCAAAGGCGCCCAAUGUCCUCUCUCCUCUGGAAUCUACCUUCCUCGCCGGGCUGCUUGCGCACCUCCCAGCUUUACCAGCGCUAACACUGCCCACCGCGGCCUCGUACCAAAGGGUAGGCGACGGGCGGUGGUCCGGUGGCACGUACGUUUGCUGGGGCACCGAGAACCGCGAGGCGCCCGUGCGCCUCACCAACCCAGCGUCGCCUUCGAGCCGCCGGUUCGAGCUGCGGUUCAUGGACGGCACGGCGAACCCGUACCUCGCGCUUGCCGGUAUCAUAGGCGCCGGACACGCGGGGGUGCGCGCUGGCUUGAAAUUGGAGGUGCAGGAUAAUCCGGGACCUCAGAGCGCAGCGCAGAUGUCGCCGGAGGAGAGAGCGGCUCUGGGUAUCGUAAGACGCAUGCCGCUCAGUUGGGAGGAAGGACGGAAGAAUAUUCAGAGCGAUCGAGAGCUUGUAGUGAUUCUGGGGGAAGAGUUGGUGGAGAAGUAUUUGUCGGUGAAUAAACUUGUCGACAGCACCAUUAACAAUCCAGAAGCAAGUGAAAGUGAAAGAAUUCAAUCUCUCAUUAAAUUCUAUUAA